AUGUCUAUUCCCAUCCGACCCCUUGGUCGUAACGGCCCUAAGGUAUCUGCUGUUGGCCUAGGUCUGAUGAGUAUCGGUGGAGCCUACGGUCCAGCAGGUUCCCUUGACGAAAAGGUUGCUCUCCUGGAGCACGCACAUGCCACCGGACAGCGGUUCUGGGAUACUGCCGAUUUGUAUGGCGAUAGCGAAGCCAUCGUUGGGGAAUGGUUCAAGCGCUCUGGAAAGCGUGACGACAUUUUCCUUGCUACCAAGUUUGCUCUCAAGCGGGACGCGAAGGUCGGCGUGUCUGUCCGCUCUGACCCCAAAUAUGUCAAGCAGGCUUGCGCGCAAAGUCUUGCGAAACUUGGUGUUGAUACCAUUGACUUGUACUACUGUCAUCGUGCGGAUGGAGUGACGCCUAUUGAGAAGACUGUUGAAGCUAUGGUGGAGUUGAAGAACCAAGGAAAGAUCCGAUACAUCGGCCUGUCUGAGGUUUCAGCAGAAACCCUCCGUCGCGCCCACGCUGUCCAUCCUAUUACCGCAUAUCAAGUGGAGUACAGUGCCUUUGCACUGGAUAUCGAGUCACCCACUGUCAACAUCCUAAAUACCUGCCGCGAGUUGGGUAUCGCAGUUGUGGCGUAUAGCCCCGUCGGCCGUGGAAUAUUGACUGGAGAGAUUCAGUCUCCCGCUGAUAUCCCCGAGGGUGACUUCCGCCGUAUGGCACCCAAGUACUCCGAGGAGAACUUCCCCAAGAUCUUAGAGCUGGUGAAAGGGUUGAAGACUGUGGCUCAGGCACAUGGAAGUACCCCUGCACAGGUUGCUAUUGCGUGGCUUCUUGCCCAGGGACCUGAUAUCUUCCCCAUUCCAGGAACCAGGUCCCCCAAGAGGGUUGACGAGAACACUGCGUCUGCUCUGCUAGAGCUGACCGACAAUGAGGUUCAAGAUAUUCGAGACUUGGUAGAGCGAACUGAGAUUGUUGGGACUCGGUACCCUGCUAUAAUGAUGGGUAAUAUCUUUGCCGAUACACCGCCGCUCUAG
Molecule: messenger RNA, 1017 nt
Organism: Penicillium concentricum
Lineage: Eukaryota; Fungi; Ascomycota; Eurotiomycetes; Eurotiales; Aspergillaceae
Product: Aldo/keto reductase subgroup
Exons: 3
Coding region: 1-1017 (338 amino acids)
Cellular component (GO): cytoplasm
Source: RefSeq, a predicted model, not a curated record